UAUGAGCUUAUAUACACAUAUGAGAGCUGCCGGCUUUAGGGGUAGAGCUCACCGUUAAACAUGGGUGGGAGAACCCCUCUUCUUGUCCUCACCUUUUCUCUUGCUGUUCUGAGCAUUGAGUUUGGGAUUUCUCAUGGCUGCCGAGAGACGGAGAGGAAAGCCCUCAUCGACUUCAAGCGUGGACUUCAUGAUCCUUCCAAUCGUCUCUCUUCCUGGGUCGGGGAGGACUGUUGUGCGUGGGAAGGAGUUGGCUGCAGCAACAUCUCUGGUCAUGUUAUCAAGCUGGAUCUUCGAAAUAGACGACGAAUGCAUCUAUAUGAAGACUGCACUCAUCAGGAGGUGUACUACUUGUCGGAUGAUGACCCAGGAUGCAAAUGGGCAGUGCGUGGUGACAUAACUCCAUCACUGCGUUCUCUCCAACAACUUAAUCGCCUGGACCUCAGCGGCAACUAUUUUAUGCAUAAACCUAUCCCCAAGUUCUUGGGAGCUUUCAGAAGACUAACAUAUCUUAACCUCUCAGGUGCAGGCUUCGUGGGUAGAGUACCUGACCAGCUCGGAAAUCUAUCCACUUUGCAGCACCUCGACCUUUCUUAUAACCGCUAUUGGGAUGAUGAAGGUGAUGGCUUCUUCAGCUUGUACCUUGAGAACACGAGAUGGAUCUCUAUGCUCACUUCCCUUCGGCACCUUAACAUGAAUUGGGUCAAUUUGACAAAUGCAUCCAACUGGUUGCAAGAUUUGAACGUGCUACCGCGUGUUCAAGAGAUUGAAUUAAGUUCUUGUGACUUAGGGACCUUUCCUCGUUCGUUGUCUCAUAUAAACUUCACAUUUCUCAUCACUCUUGAUUUACGAGGUAAUGAUAUAAACUCCACCAUACCAGAUUGGGUGUUCAAUAUUACUAGCCUCGAGUUCCUUUAUCUUGGUGGGAAUGACCUGCAUGGAUUCUUUCCUGAUUCUGUUACAAAGUUAACGUCUCUCAGGGCACUCGACUUGUCUGGGAGUGUGGUCCAAGAUGGCUUCAUGCAGCUAGCUCCUAUAUCCAAUCUCUGCAAGCUCCAAAUUCUCUACCUGAGCCAAGUGCCUAUCAAUGAUGUGCUUGCCAAUCUAGAAAUGGUUUUCUCUAGAUGUCUUAAGUAUAGCAUCGAGGAAUUGGAUCUCAGCGACACCCAGCUGAGUGGUUCCUUUCCGGAUUGGCUAGGGAACAUCAAGAAUCUCAAAUCUCUUGAUCUUUCUUUCAACUCCCUCUAUGGAUCAGUGCCUGCAUCUAUCGGGAAUCUAUCAUUGCUGCAACAUUUAGUUUUAUAUUCCAAUGAUUUGAAUGGGACGAUUUCGAAAGGCAUCGGACAACUGAAGAGCCUUGUUGAUUUGGAUCUCUCCAAUAACUCGUUGAGCUUAUCGGAGGAUGACUUGGUUAAUCUAUCGAGUUUGAAGUAUUUGGACAUUUCGUACAACUUCAUUGAAUUGAACAAAAGCGAUGAUUGGAUCCCUCCUUUUCAGCUUCAAAGCCUCUCCAUGGAUUUCUGUCAAAUAGGGCCCACGCCCCAAUUUCCAAAAUGGCUCCGAACACAAACCAUUCUUCAUCGAUUACAAUUGUCAAGUGCAAGUAUCAAAGAUAUGUUUUUCGAGAGGCUUCCUUCAAGUCUUGAGUAUUUGGAUCUCUCCAAUAAUGAGAUCACUUAUGAUGCACAACAAUAUUUUCCAAAUCUAAUUAUGUUGGAUCUCAGAAAUAAUUCUUUAUCCGGACAUCUUCCUCCAAAAAUAUUAAACAUGAUGCCAAGACUCAAAUAUUUGGAUCUCUCCAACAACAAGAUUACUGAGGUAAAAGACAUGAUUCUCGAUGGGCGUCCUUCUAGUCUUGAGCAUUUGGAUCUUUCUUAUAACUCUCUCAAUCGAUCACAACUUGUAUCUCUUGGAAACCUCUCUAUGCUGCGAUCUUUGGAUUUAGGAUCCAACAAUUUGAAGGGGAUGCUUCCGGAAGGCAUCAAAUGGUUGAAGGGCCUCGUAGAUUUGGAUCUCUACGAUAACUCAUUGAGCUUAUCGGAGGACGACCUGGCUAAUCUAUCGAGUUUGAAAUAUUUGGACAUUUCUUACAACUUCAUUGAAUUGGAUAAAAGCGAUGAUUGGAUCCCUCCUUUUCGGCUUCAAAGUCUCUUCAUGGAUUUCUGCCAAAUAGGGCCCACGCCCCAAUUUCCAAAAUGGCUCCGAACACAGACCACUCUUCGUGAUUUAGAUUUAUCAAGUGCAGGUAUCAAAGACAUGUUUUUCGAUAGGCUUCCAUCUAGUCUUGAGUAUUUGGAUCUCAGAAAUAAUUAUUUAUCCGGACAUCUUCCUCCAAAAAUAUUAAACAUGAUGCCAAGACUCAAAUAUUUGUAUCUCUCCAACAACAAGAUUACUGAAGUAAAAGACAUGAUUCUCGAUGGGCAUCCUUCUAGUCUUGAGUAUUUGGAUCUUUCUUAUAACUCUCUCCAUGGAUCACAACUUGUAUCUCUUGGAAACCUCUCUAUGCUGCAAUCUUUGGAUUUAGGAUCCAACAAUUUGAAUGGGAUGCUUCCGGAAGGCAUCAAAUGGUUGAAGGGCCUCGUCGAAUUGGAUCUCUACAAUAACUCGUUGAGCUUAUCGGAGGUCCAAUUGGCUAAUCUAUCAAGUUUGAAAUAUUUGGACAUUUCAUACAACUCUAUAUACUUGAACAAAAGCGAUGAUUGGAUCCCUCCCUUUCAGCUUAACACCCUUCGCUUGGGAUUCUGUCAAAUAUUGCCCAGGCCCCAUUUUCCGAAAUGGCUCCGAACACAAACCACUCUUGGUGAAUUAGAUUUAUCAAAUACAGGUAUGAAAGGAACGAUUCCCAACUGGCUUCCAUCCGGUCUCGAGUAUUUGGAUCUCUCCAAUAAUAUGAUUGGCGGUGAUGUACCAUAUUAUUUUUCAAAUCUAACUACGUUGGAUCUCAGCAAUAACUCGUUAUCAGGAUAUCUUCCUCUAAACAUAUCAAACAUGAUGCCAAGUCUGGAAUAUUUGUCUCUCUCCAACAACAAGUUUACGGGUGAGAUGCCACAAUUCUUUCCAAAACUGAGAUAUUUAUUUCUUUCAAAUAACUCAUUCUCUGGGAAUCUUUCAACAAGAAUCACAAAUACCAUGCCAACUUUACAAUGGUUCGAUAUAUCUACGAAUAAUAUGAGUGGUGAGAUUCCCUUUUCUUAUUGUCAAUUGAGGAAUUUGGAAGGGCUUCAGCUUUCUGAGAAUAAUUUGUCAGGAGAGGUUCCUAAUUGCUGGAAAAAUUCCUCAAAUUUACUUCUUUUAGACUUAUCAAGCAACAAAUUAGUAGGUGGAGUCCCUGAUUCGCUCUGUAAUUUGCAAACUCUAGAGUCACUGCACUUGAGUCACAAUAAUUUAUCCGGGCCAAUUCCUCAUUGUUUAAAGAGUUGCACAGAACUAGCUACUCUCGACUUGGGCCACAACAAUUUUAUUGGGAACAUACCAACUUGGAUUGGAGAAGGCCUAUUGUACCUGAAGACGCUUAGCUUACGCUCGAAUGCCUUCAACGGCAGUAUUCCUCGAUUAUCUUCUCUACCAUCUCUUCGUAUCUUGGAUCUCUCCAAUAACAAUCUUUCAGGAACAAUACCACAGAGCUUUGGAGACUUAAAUGCAUUGAAAAGCGUUCCUAUGUAUCAUUGUUGUUACUUCAAAACCACUCAUCUCUACGAGGAAGAUAUGUGGCUUAUUAUAAAAGGAAGAGAAAUUAAGUAUACAACCAUCAGACAACUUUCAAUUGAUACACUUAUUGAUCUCUCCAACAAUUACUUAUCUGGAAACAUUCCUGAAGAAUUGGGGAAUUUGCAUGGAUUGCGGAGCUUAAAUCUGUCCAGAAAUAUCCUUAUAGGUCAGAUACCAUGGAGCAUUGGCAGAAUGAAACAACUAGAAGUCCUCGAUCUCUCAAGAAAUAAUCUCUCGGGUGCAAUUCCUUCCGGUUUGGCGACCUUGAAUUUCUUAGACCAUUUGAAUUUAUCAUAUAACAAUCUUUCAGGAAGCAUUCCCACUAGCAACCAAUUGCAAACUUUUACUGAUCCAUCUAUCUACAUUGGCAAUCCAUAUCUUUGUGGCCCUCCUCUGCCCAUAAAUUGUACGGUAAAUAUAGCGAAGGCCAUUGAAGAAGAGCAAAAUAAAAAUUCUUCUGAGAGCAGAAUGGAAACACUUUGGUUAUACACGAGCAUCACGCUAGGAUUUAUUACCGGAUUUUGGAUGAUUUGUGGAAGUCUUUUGUUACGACGGACAUGGAGGAUCACGUACUUUCGUGCCAUUGAUAACAUGAUUGACAAGCUAUACGUGGUGAUGGUAGUGACCGUAGCAAAAUACAGAAGGAAGCUAUGAUAACUCUGUUGUUAGAGGGGGUCGACAUAAUUCAUCCGACUUAAGCAAUAGCAAUGGUAUUGGUAUCGAUCAGUAUGUGAUACGCUCAUGGUUUGCAUGUCUUUUCAUAACACACCGUCACAUGAUUUUAAUUUUUCCUUUUUGUGCAUACUAUAGUGACUCUGUUAUAUGAUCUGUGAUGUAUGUCUACGUAGUUGUUUGUCAAAACUUUAUGUCAUCAAAAUACGAGUCCUCUGUCUAUGGUUUAUGAGC
Musa acuminata AAA Group (dessert banana) is the source of this 4611-nucleotide messenger RNA. Its product is annotated as receptor-like protein EIX2. The record is from RefSeq and is a predicted model, not a curated record. The transcript has 3 exons. NCBI's taxonomy places the organism in Eukaryota, Viridiplantae, Streptophyta, Magnoliopsida, Zingiberales, Musaceae. Gene Ontology annotation, molecular function: protein binding. Bases 61 to 4359 code for a protein of 1432 amino acids.